Molecule: messenger RNA, 1228 nt
Organism: Gorilla gorilla gorilla (western lowland gorilla)
Lineage: Eukaryota; Metazoa; Chordata; Mammalia; Primates; Hominidae
Gene: IGFBP7
Product: insulin like growth factor binding protein 7
Exons: 5
Coding region: 141-989 (282 amino acids)
Biological process (GO): regulation of cell growth; regulation of signal transduction
Cellular component (GO): extracellular region
Molecular function (GO): insulin-like growth factor binding
Source: RefSeq, a predicted model, not a curated record
GGCGGCACGGGCGGGGCCCCCGUGCUCUCACGCCCCGGGGUGUGGUUCCCGCGGACAGGCCGGGCGGGGCGGCGGGUUUAAGGCGCCGGCCGGCCCGACACGGCUCACUCGCGCCCUUGCCGCUGCCACCGCACCCCGCCAUGGAGCGGCCGUCGCUGCGCGCCCUGCUCCUCGGCGCCGCUGGGCUGCUGCUCCUGCUCCUGCCCCUCUCCUCUUCCUCCUCUUCGGACACCUGCGGCCCCUGCGAGCCGGCCUCCUGCCCGCCCCUGCCCCCGCUGGGCUGCCUGCUGGGCGAGACCCGCGACGCGUGCGGCUGCUGCCCGAUGUGCGCCCGCGGCGAGGGCGAGCCGUGCGGGGGUGGCGGCGCCGGCAGGGGGUACUGCGCGCCGGGCAUGGAGUGCGUGAAGAGCCGCAAGAGGCGGAAGGGUAAAGCCGGGGCAGCAGCCGGCGGUCCGGGGGUAAGCGGCGUGUGCGUGUGCAAGAGCCGCUACCCGGUGUGCGGCAGCGACGGCACCACCUACCCGAGCGGCUGCCAGCUGCGCGCCGCCAGCCAGAGGGCCGAGAGCCGCGGGGAGAAGGCCAUCACCCAGGUCAGCAAGGGCACCUGCGAGCAAGGUCCUUCCAUAGUGACGCCCCCCAAGGACAUCUGGAAUGUCACUGGUGCCCAGGUGUACUUGAGCUGUGAGGUCAUCGGAAUCCCAACACCUGUCCUCAUCUGGAACAAGGUAAAAAGGGGUCACUAUGGAGUUCAAAGGACAGAACUCCUGCCUGGUGACCGGGACAACCUGGCCAUUCAGACCCGGGGUGGCCCAGAAAAGCAUGAAGUAACUGGCUGGGUGCUGGUAUCUCCUCUAAGUAAGGAAGAUGCUGGAGAAUAUGAGUGCCAUGCAUCCAAUUCCCAGGGACAGGCUUCAGCAUCAGCAAAAAUUACAGUGGUUGAUGCCUUACAUGAAAUACCAGUGAAAAAAGGUGAAGGUGCCGAGCUAUAAACCUCCAGAAUAUUAUUAGUCUGCAUGGUUAAAAGUAGUCAUGGAUAACUACAUUACCUGUUCUUGCCUAAUAAGUUUCUUUUAAUCCAAUCCACUAACACUUUAGUUAUAUUCACUGGUUUUACACAGAGAAAUACAAAAUAAAGAUCACACAUCAAGACUAUCUACAAAAAUUUAUUAUAUAUUUACAGAAGAAAAGCAUGCAUAUCAUUAAACAAAUAAAAUACUUUUUAUCACAA